AUGGCCUCGCCGCUGCCUGCAUCUGCCAUGGGCGCUGGUUGGAAUGGCAACGCUCAGCAGCAGCAGAUGCUUCCCUCCGAACCCGACAGCAAUGGCGUUCAGGUCCGGCCCAUGGGCUUAAAAGUCCAUUACACCUUUGACAAGGAAUCCAAGGUCAACUGUCUCGCACGAUAUCCCCACACCGUCCAGGUUCAGACCAUUGCCAUAGACGAAGUCACUUCGAUUGGCGUUAUCGACCUCCGCGUCUGCGUCCAGGCCCUCUCCGACUGCAGUCCCGAACUCGCUGGCCAAGACUGCGACUAUACGAUUUACGCCGUCGACUACUCAGAGCCCGAUACGCCCCAGGUCGGCCAGGGGAUGCUCUCAUGGGCCCUCGACUCCCUCGUCCGUGGCGACAUGCCUGGCCAGCAGCCCAAGCUCGUCACCGGACGUGUAACUCGGAAUCUGCUCGGUGUCUUCAGUGGUGGCAACAGGGAGACACUCGAAGUCAAGCUUCGUCUAUCUGGCUCCGCCAAGCCUCAAUGGCAAACAGACAGCUUCGACAUGGCCAUGACGCCGAGUGGUGCCGCUGAGUGGAAUUCUUUUAUCCAGUCGAACCCUCAGCUCGGCCAGCCACAACACGUGUCGAGAGUAGCUUCGCCAGCCAUGUCCCAAGGGCCUCCCGCCGCCAUACCCAGACGAGACUCGUUUGGUCCCGGUAUGCAGAACAACACGAACGACGUCCAACGCGUUGCUCCCAUCCCAGUCGAUCCCAACACCGUUCCCGACAACCAAGGCGGUUCAUCACGCCCUUCCAGUCGAGCCUCCAACAGAGCGCCCCGAAAACGAAAGCCAACUGGUCGCCCACGUGGACGGCCGAGGAAGAACCCUGUCGAGGGCAACACGUCCGGGUAUGAGGACUGCACCGAGGGAGAGGACGGCCCGGCUAAGAAGCGCGCCAAGCCAACCAAGGUCGACAAGCCCAACCCGUUUGCAGGUGGCUCAGAGUCUCUACGCGUUGCUGCCAGCACCUCUGGCUCGUUACGAAAUUUCCGCCCUGUGGCUACCAACAGCGAGGGCACUGCAGCAAGUCAUUUGCAGGAAGUGCCACGUGCUCCCACUCCAGUGCCUAAUGGCCCAGUCUUCCCAGGUCGCGCAGCCAAGCUAAGGCGCGAGUCGACUCUCGGACAGAAACCCAUGAGCUAUUCCACAGCUGGCUAUACCGAUGCGAGAAAUCCCCUGUCUCCUCAGGACGAUGAACGCUCACCAGAAUCUCUCGCUCCUACUCCCGCCUUCUCAGAAGACAGCCCGCCUGAUAUUGGCUCCUCACCACCGGUACAGCGUGCCACACCUUUUCUCCGAUCCAGCCCUCCUCCUUCAAGCCCCGUCUUGCCGCCCAUGCCGCCCUCAAAGAUGCCAAACGACGCAAGUUUCAUGUCUGAAAACAUGGAUCUGUUUGGCGACGAGUCUCUUCCGCCACCUCCGCAAGCGCCUCCUCCUCGCAAGGCUCCCGCGCGGGCACGCAAAGGCAAGGUCGAGACCAAGGGCGGCAAAGGGGUUCCCGUACAGGUUUAUCAAAUGCAGGACGGGCCUCAGGGCCAGGAUCUAGUCCAUAUUGCCAGCUACAACACUUCAUUUCCAACUGCGCCGCAGCAGCAACAACAUCAGCAAGCGCAGCAGCAGCAGCAAGCGCAGAUGGCGCAGCCUGAGCUACCGUCUCUGAAGCAGUCAGUGCCGCAACAACCCAGCGAGACGGUGCCUAUCAAGAAAGACCGUAUACCCUCACCACCUGGCAUGGCUCCGACACCGCCCCCCACAACCGAUGCUGCUGAGAAGCCUCCUACGCCGGUAGCAGACUUGCCCGAGGUUCCCGUCGAGGUAAAGGAAGUUAAGAGAGUUAUCCCAGAACCAGUGGCACAGCCUCCUACCGAUGACAGACAAAGACCGUCGUCCCAACCGCCUGCCUCCACGACACCAGUACUCAAGGCUAAGAAGCCCCUGGCUCGCUCGAACUCUGCUGGUCCGCUAAUGCUGCCCAACAUUCCCGCGAGCGAGCCUGCUGGCCCUUCGAACCUAGCACAAGCAGCUGCUGCUGAACAGGAGAUUACCCAACUACCGUAUCCCAAUGGUCGACGCGGCAACUCUACUGGGGCAAUGGACAUGGUGUCGGCCAGUGACCCCCCAGCGCCAGUCGCGCGAGCAGACCAGCUGAGUCUGCCCGAAGCCGCCAUGCCACCCAGCGAACCUAUUCAACCGCCGCCUUCGUCACCUGGAAACAGAGCGAACAAAAAUAUUGUCAAGAAGCACGCCAUAAAGCAGCGUCUGGAGGAAGCCAUUAUGAACGGCACGAUGCCUCCCUUCUGCAGCAACUGUGGUGCCAUUGAGACCCCUACAUGGCGCAAAAUUUGGAUUCAGGAUCGCGACGGGGUUCCCGAGUAUGCUGAAUACUCGGAGAAGCCUGGUCGAAUUACCGCCAUUGAGAUUCUACAGCGCGAUGAAAACGAGAAGCCAACUCAGCAUCGCGUCAUCAAGAAAGGCCUCGGCCCAGCGGACGAAAAGGCCAGCUGGCAAGAAUUGCUUCUUUGCAACCCUUGCGGUAUCUGGCUGACAAAGUGUAAAACACACCGCCCUCCUGAGCGUUGGGACAAGGACUCUUCCCGUCUGGGCCAAGAGCGUCGCAAGAGGGGCACUGGUCGCACCAAGAAGAGCCGAGCCAAGGCGGGCGGUAUGCCCAAUCCCACAUCGGAGGCGUAUCUUCACACAGAUGCCAUGGGCCCACCCGAGCCUUCUUCACCAAAGUAUGGCCCUAGCGGGAUCUCCAACGCAGCUAUCGAGGGGCUGAUUGUGGCAACUCAGGGUGACUCAGUCGCUACUGAAGGCGGUGCCAUGGAUAUGCAAUCCAUCCCUGGAUCGACGCACUCUGCUGCGAGUGGUGAUGGCACAGCCAAGAGUCCAAUCGAUAUCGAGCUGGAUCAGGCCAUGGGCACAACGAAGCGACUCUUGUUCCCUUCGCCAAGAAAGCCUGGCACGCCCAAGGUCCUCGGCACUGUUGAUGUCAAUGUUGUCAUGACCGAUGAAAUGUGCCGCCAGAACAAGGGUGUCGGGACCGAGAAGGAGAACAUGCCGGUUGUGACUCGAGAAGGCCUUCUCGAAUGCGAUGACCCAGAGGCCCUUUUCCGCAGCCCCAUGAUCGCCCGCCCAAGCACGCCUCCGAACGCCAAGGCCUCUGUCGCUGCUGAGCCCUUCAAGACGCCUACUCGUGCGACGCCCAGUCAUCGACCAGUCACAAGAAGUGUCUCGAAGUCUCUGCGGACCGUGCGAUCUGUCUCUUCGCCCAGCCAGCUCGCUCUGAUGCAGGCCACUCCGACCAAGACGCCGCACUCGAUCCGCGGCGGUCUGGGAAGUCUGGCUCGCAGACGCAGCCCUCGAAAUCACCAAAACGCUUUUGACAUAUUCGACACGCCGAUUUCGAGAACGAUCAACCAGCUUCUGUCAGAACCAAACGGCUUCGCCCUCGACAGCGAGUUGGAUCUCGGCAACUUGCCUGCGCUGGAGAGCAGCCACGAUACCCUUUUGGAGUUUGGCAAUCUGCUUAGCACCGACGGAAUCAUGCCGAGCUCUCCACCUAGAAAUGGGUCGGUUCCUUUUGAUUACGAAGCUUCUUGGGCUCAAUGGAGCAUGGACAUCCCAGGUCACGGGGAAAACGAAUAA
This is a messenger RNA of Akanthomyces muscarius, 3690 nucleotides long. RefSeq lists its product as uncharacterized. Gene Ontology annotation, biological process: rDNA heterochromatin formation; silent mating-type cassette heterochromatin formation; regulation of transcription by RNA polymerase II. The transcript has 2 exons. Lineage: Eukaryota; Fungi; Ascomycota; Sordariomycetes; Hypocreales; Cordycipitaceae. The coding region runs from base 1 to 3690 and encodes 1229 amino acids. The record is from RefSeq and is a predicted model, not a curated record. Gene Ontology annotation, molecular function: zinc ion binding.